Molecule: messenger RNA, 380 nt
Organism: Hibiscus syriacus
Lineage: Eukaryota; Viridiplantae; Streptophyta; Magnoliopsida; Malvales; Malvaceae
Product: acyl-CoA-binding protein
Exons: 4
Coding region: 93-365 (90 amino acids)
Biological process (GO): fatty acid metabolic process
Molecular function (GO): fatty-acyl-CoA binding
Source: RefSeq, a predicted model, not a curated record
AUAUAUGGUAGUUUGAGUCCAUUGAAGACGAAACGCAGAACAGAGAGUCCUCUCUCUGAGAGUUUAAUCCAUCUUUCCUAUAUAGAAAAAAAAUGGGCUUGAAGGAGGAAUUCGAGGAGCAUGCCGAGAAAGUUAAGACCCUCCCAACCGCCCCUUCGAACGAUGACAUGCUCAUUCUCUAUGGACUCUACAAGCAAGCUACUGUUGGACCAGUGAACACCAGCCGUCCUGGAAUGCUAGACCUGAAGGGAAAGGCCAAGUGGGAUGCAUGGAAGGCUGUUGAAGGGAAAUCCAAGGACGAAGCAAUGGGUGAUUACAUCACCAAAGUAAAACAGCUGCUGGAGGCUGCUGGAAUGUCUUCUUGAUGUGUGUGACAAUGA